CAAGGUUAUAAUGGCACUCAAGGUCUUCCCGGUCCAACUGGGCCACGAGGUGCGCAAGGUCCUCUGGGUGCCAUUGGUCCGCCUAGUAUUCAGGGUCUACAAGGUAUUCGAGGUUACAAUGGCACUCAGGGUCCUUCGGGUCCAGCAGUGCCUCCUGGUAUAGAGGGUCCACAAGGCUAUAAUGGCACUCGAGGCCUGAUGGGUUCGAUUGGUCCACCGGGCGUUCAGGGUCCUCAAGGUCCAAUUGGCCCGCCAGGUCCGCAGGGACAAUUAGGAUAUAUCGGAACUCAAGGUCCUAUAGGCCCCAUUGGGCUUUCAAGCGCUCAGGGCCCAAAAGGUCUUCAGGGUCCGAUAGAAAUUCAAGGUCCACAGGGUCCGCAGGGCUCCCCAGGACCAGUUGGAACAGGAAACUUAACUCUAUGUACAGACAAAUUUAAAAGUACAGCCGGUACACCUAAUGUGAACGCAUAUCUUAUCGUGGAUAUCGAGGAAGACAGUUAAAAGGAUUCUUGCAGCGACGUGUUCUACCGAUGAUGCUCAACAAUAUCUGCUACACAGUUACAUCGCCAUGGGAAAUACACGUGUGUACAUGUGUGAAUGCAGAGGAAA
Stylophora pistillata is the source of this 609-nucleotide messenger RNA. RefSeq lists its product as uncharacterized. NCBI's taxonomy places the organism in Eukaryota, Metazoa, Cnidaria, Anthozoa, Scleractinia, Pocilloporidae. The record is from RefSeq and is a predicted model, not a curated record.